This is a messenger RNA of Pieris rapae (cabbage white), 6193 nucleotides long. RefSeq lists its product as uncharacterized. The transcript is spliced from 12 exons. The coding region runs from base 204 to 2237 and encodes 677 amino acids. Lineage: Eukaryota; Metazoa; Arthropoda; Insecta; Lepidoptera; Pieridae. The record is from RefSeq and is a predicted model, not a curated record. Gene Ontology annotation, cellular component: nucleus.
CAAUUAUCAAACAUUUGAUGUUAUUGAAAUUAAUUCUACAACAAAGCCUUUCGAUUAAAAGAUAUUUGUGUACAAAAUACUGCCAAAAAAUUAUCACAAUAUACUAACCGACACUGCUCUUGUAUAAGUGGAAUUUUUUGGGACCAAUGACCCUAUUGCAUUUGACUUACAUAUGUAAUAUUAGGUUGUAAAAUGUUCCCAGUAUGUCUUAUAUGAGUGCUUCAGAAAAUGUGGGUUUCAGUGGUAUUCCCCAAAAUAUAUCAGAAUCAAGUUGUGCGAGUCAAUAUAAAAUGGCAGUUGAAAGUGUUCCUGGAACAUGUAACAGUAAUGUGAAUAUGUACAUUCAUGACAGCUCAGGGGAUGAGCAAGGAUACAUACCACAUUUAUCAGAAAACUUCUUUCAUUCAAAAUUUAAGAUUGAUCCUAAUGAUUUGUAUACAUUUCAUGAUUCAGAUGUUAUAGCUGGAGAAAUUACUGUAAGUAACACAGAAGAAAAUGUGACUCUGUCUGAUACUGAAGGGAAAGCUAUACCUUUGGAAAGCCCAAUUAAGGAACUUGAUCUUUUAGGAGAUUUAAAUAAUGGUGAAUUAAAAAAAACUGCUAAACAACCUGUUUUGAAUGGUCACUGUAAGAUCAAUGAUAUCAACAAUACAGUAGAUAAGAAGACAGUUAAUGCCAAAGUGAAAAAAGUUCAGGUUCAAGACAAUUGUAUCAAUCAACCGAAGAUAUCUAUUGUUCAUCAUCCAGGUCUUCCAAGUCCUAAGGGAAACCUGCCGUCAAACAAAGUUUUACUUCAUAACAGUAAUGUUUCUAAUGAUAACUCCCAGAAUAUAGCUUCAAAAGCAGGAGGAGAAACAUUUUUGGAUGUUUUUAAACGAGAGCAAAUUUUAGCUGAGAGUCUAGUAGCAGUUAACAAGACUGAACCUUAUAUAGCACCUGUUAAAAUUUCCACUCCCGCCCCAAAAAAAUCUGCAGCCAAACCCUCAACCAAGGCGAAAAAAGGUAGAGGGCCUAUACAGCAUGAGGCCUUACAACGGAUAUCCCCUCACCACAGAGUAAUUGUGCAGCCAAUAAAGACGUGGCACUCACCAGAUGAGGAGUUGUUUGAAUGUGGCCCCCUAGAUAUUCAGAAUACAAACCCAUAUAAACUCUUAGAAAGCAGUAGCGAUGAUGACAUUAUGCCUGAUUAUGAGAGUGGUUCGGGACCUGUCUGUGUCGAGGAAAGCGCGGCAGAGUCACGAAGCGCUAGACUAGAACUGCGUAGGGCUGCGAUGAGAAGACAGAUGUCGCGGACGGCUACGGCUAUGCAUUUGACCAAAAAGCACGAUAGACAUAGAGCACUGGCAGCCCUAAUAAAGAGACAACUAAAUGAAGCAAGCUCUUGUCGUCUUCCUCAACAAACGAUGAAUCACCUUUUGGCGAUGCGCGGAAUGACUGGAACUUUAUCUUUACAAGAGAGACGGACGCUGAGAGCAAGUGGCUGGUCGGGGUGCGACAGCAGUAAAUUAGACUCGAACGCAACGAGCAUGUGUGCUGAGGAAAAAUGCACUUUAACGCCUCUACCGUGCGCUCGGUAUUGCUUAUCACACAUCACGUUGGCGCCGGAACAGCGGCUGUAUGCAGCGUGUGCAGCAGUCUUCGCGGGCGGGGAGCGCUGCAAACAGCCGCUUUUGCCGCUGCACGAGCAGACGCCGUUGUGCCCGGAACAUGCUUGGAAAAGGGAUAAUUACGAGCUCCUCAGUCGCGAGAAGCCCCAAAAGAGCCGAAAGCGUGCGUGCCCCUUGAGCGGCUCUGUGCGUCCGCCGCGUCCGCCGCGCAAACCCAAACGGAGACGCUGGCUCGUGGCCAAAAGACCGCCCGUGCAUACGCAGUCUCUGUCAGAAAUAAAUGCCUACUCAAAUUCGUCGGCGUAUGACAGCGAGGACACGGGCAUCGGUGGGCUUAGUGAGACUGAAUAUAUUGGUGGAACUGCAAGUGAACUAGAAGUCGGACAAGUGCCUCCAGAUGACAUUUUGGACCCGAGCGUCUUGAACCAAAUGCCGGAUGAAGCGUUUACGGAGUUUUUCAAUCAAGCGGAGGGGGGUACGUUCGCUGAAAGCUGCGAACUAGCGGCCGCAUUGGAGGCCGUGUUGGACGAGCGCGCGCUCGAUAUGACCGACGUGUUUACGAGUUCGCCUGUACCCGCUAAUAAGAUGCAAGUUGCCGUAAGUAUGGAGUCGUCGUCUGCGCCCUCAUAACACAUAUACGCUUAUCUAAACUGUAUAAUAAUGUGUUUAGGAACAAACCUGUUUUGAAUUAUGCUUUAAUUUUGUGUGUUAGUGAAUCGUAGUGUGUAACUGUCGUAGUAGUUUUUUUAUAAUUGGUCAACUUAAACAUUUAAUUGUCAUACUUUUAAUAUUUCUUCUGACGUCAGUUAUGCUCCUAUGAUUUUGCCGCUUUUCGGAUUAAAAGUUUACAUCCCGUUAUUUGUCGGUCACGGAUGACUUACGUUUAGUUCGUAAAAGCUGCAAAUUUAUAAAAAGCACGCAAAAUAGAUACAUGCUACUAUGAAUAAUUUUUUCAAGUGCUGUUGGUAUUCUCCCGAAAUAAUCUUCCAAAACUGUCUGUACUCAAAAACCUAAUUGAAUAUGGGUUUAAACCAGUGUUUAAUAUCCUUGAAGAUACAGAAACACAUUAUCAAAAAAUACACCAAUGUCUGGCAUGGAUAUUUGAACAGUUUAAUUAGAUUUUUGUGUUUUCAAAUGCGGUCCACGCGUUGAAAAUAUAACAAUUUCUUCGUAUUGAGAGAUUUACGUUAAUUUAGAUAUAGGUGAUACUUUACCAUGAGUUUGGCAAGAACACUUUAACUGCACUUGUUGGGAUAUACCCGUGGGGUUAGAACCCUCGGUCAAUCGAUUUCCGUGUUGUCUUUAUUUUUCUUAUAGGCAAGUGGGCAAUUCGCCUACUAUACCUAUCAUGCAAAUUUGGAGUCCAUAAGUAUAAUUAAAUAAAAAACGUGUUGACAUUCCGAAGUCUUCGCGUGUUUUGCUUCGCCUUCGUGGGUAUCAUUACAGUCUCUACGCAAGGCCCCAGGCUUCGGUACCUUUUCGAUGCUUUUAUUUGCAGUAGUCUUGACCGCGCUUAACCAUUCUAAUAAAUAUACGAUUAUUUUCCAAAUAGCUAUUAUAUAACAGUCAGUUUUGUCAAACUCAUGGUUGGUUAGUAUUUGUAAAAUUAAAUAUAACUUGUAAAUAUUCACAAUGAAGUACAGUUCCAACAAUUGUGAAUCAUCCGUUUUGCGUUUGAUCACGCGUGACUGACGGUGUUUUAGGUACAGUUAGUCACGGGUGACCGACGAUUUCAAGCGCCAUCUAUGGAAUAGAAACUGUAUUUCAUUUUUAUAGUUGGUCACAAUUUUCUAAAACCGAGAACAGUAUUAAAGGGUUUCUGGUUGCAUUUUAUUCGAUCAAAGUAAGAUAAUUAAGGGUUCGGUAAUUGGAUUUUAUUCAUAAUUAACAUGGUAUAGUAUACUCUUAAUUCACAAUACAAUCAAUAUAUAUGGCUCGCAUAGAAAAAACAAUCAAAUUUAAAAAACGAGUUUUGUUAGUAAACUUCUGUAAUUUAUGGUAUUUUAGUUUUUGUACUGAAAUAGCAAAUGGGACAAUAAUCUAUUUUCUAAUAUAAAAAAACAGCCGAAAUAAUUGCAGUUUUUAAAGUAAACUACUGUUUUUUCAUUUGAACAGUAAACCCUACUGUAGUGGGUGAGUCUAACGAAUAUUCUAGAGUCGCAAUUUGGGUGCGAUGCGUCCUUCGACGAUCAAUAUUCCUGUAGAUAAAAUGUUCCUACUUAGAUUGUGAUUAUUGGCGAUGUAACACGUAACGCGAAAUACGUUAGGUUAAAAUUCCUGUGAAUAUUAAUUUAAUUGGAACGUGAUUUUCAUUAAGUGUAUAAUUGUUUUGUUCUUUAAUUGUUAAAGCGUCUAAAUUUAUGGUCAUAAUGAUAUUUUAAAGCUGAAUUGGAUUUAGGCACCCCCCUUUAUCGGCAUAGAACAGGUCUCUGAUGGUAGGUUAUGCCUACAAGUCUAUAUGACCGCAUCUUAGAAGUCGUUAGUUCUGGUAUGGAAUUACAUAUUUCAUAAUCGUGAUUAUAUACGGAAAAAAAUUUAUUCACGUUUGGGGGAUCGGCUCUUAACAAUAAGGUAAUGAUGCGCAAAAAAUCAAAGCACAGUCCUCUACGAAAAAUCUAUGAUAUAAAUUAAUGCGCCAUUAUCAUGUUUUGGGGUGAGAUUUAUACUCUUAACUAUUACAACACUAACUUACAAAUAGAUAGAUAUUGCUACUCCGGAUAAAAUAAAUAGAUAUUGUAAUAAACACGGUUAAAUAGUCGUAUUCAAUAGAUCAAAUAAAUUGUUGUUGGAUAGUUGAUAUUUAAAACUUAUUAGCAUUUUGUGAACUGUGCUACGUUAUAUAUUAAUAACUAUAUACAAAUAAUAUGGGAAUCGAUUUUUCAUGUUCAAUUAGACCUAUAAUGGACUGCCAACUGCCAGUUAUUUCGUUUGACAUAUGUCAUAGAGAAAUUUCCUAUGACAGCUGUCAUGUGAAAAGAACAGUGCACUGAGCACAGAACAAUAAAUAUAGCAAUCUGUGUUUUCUAAUGACAAACAUUUAGAGAAUCAUUUGCGCAUUUUCCGUCUACCGAACACACGUGAAUGAUGUUCGUAUAUUCUAUAAGGUGAUGCAUUUCGAUGUAAAAGUCCUUGUGAUCAUAAAUGUUGGCAUUAUAUAAUUGGAAUUUCCCGCCUCGUGAAACAUGUAUGCGCUUAUCUGCAGGGGUCUUUAUAUAUUCAUCAAUAGUAAUUAACAGAGAGGAAGAACCAAUAGAGUGGAGACAAAUAAUUUUACAGUCUACAGAUAACAUUGCCUUUAAUGUAACAUAUUUGUUUUCACUUAUAAGAUUAAAUUAAUAACUCUAUUUGUUCAUCCCUCUACAGUUAGAUAUGGCUAGUUAUUUAUUUGUAUUUUUGUAGAAUUGGAACUGACUGCGCUUAGGGAGAUUAUAGUAUAAGAUACUGCACCUUAGUUUAAGUAGAAAUAAGAGGGUUCGACUUAUCUGAAAAUUACUGAAGCGACGUUUUGAGAAGCGUUUAAUAGUGCAAUUCUACAUUCAUAGAUGGCGUUAAACUAACGUUGCAUUGGUAACAUCAAUUUUAAAAAGUUAACGUCGACUUAAUAUUUAUUGGCCUUGUGAAUAAUUGUUUUUGUAUCUGUGCUCUGUAGUUUCGUAUGUUAUUCCUUUCAUAAUGUCCAUGAAGACGGCGUAUUGUGCGGCCCCUAAGGUAUUAGAAAAUUGUUGAUAGCGUGAGUAAUGUUGUAAUGUUUCUGAAAGUAAUAAUUCCUAUCUACUUUGUUUUGGAUCACUUGUAAAUCGAUGUAAGCUUUUAAACAUUUUGGAUUGAUACAAUCGAUACUCUUUGAUUCUAAAUACGUGUUAACUUGAAAAUGUAAAGAUUUAAUUUGGAAUUGUAAUCAAAUUAUUUUGGUCUUAAUACGUUUCGCUCCAAGAAUGUUACAGAAAACAACUACCUCUAUAAAUGCCUGAUGUUCACGCGUCCAUGUGAUAUUGGUAAUAAACUGAAAAAUACUAUUCUACGCUAAUUUUUUUGUUUCUUUUGUCAGUUCAACCCCAUAUCUGAAAUGACGCCAUCUAGUGAGCAGUUGGAAAUGUUUCCAACUUGUAUAGAUUCAAACUCCCGUUUGAUUGCCUCAUUUUUUACUAUUUAUGCCCCACUAAUUAUUACCGAAUAACAUCACGCUUGACCUCUGAAACUUCUUAUUGAGUUUGUGUACGGACGAGUCGCUUUAAUAGUAGGAUUUGCGAACCCACCGACAUAUUUAACUCACGAUUAAAAAUAAAACUCAUUGUAAUUGAUAUUUAUUUAUUUCACCACAGAACAUAGAAGUAUGUCCAGUGUAUUUAAUCUUUAGCACUGUUAUAUACUGUAUAUGUAACAUAUUUUUAUAUACUUUUUACCUUCGUAGUUUCCAAUCGCAGUAGGCUUAAUCUAAUUUGACGAUGUGUUUGGUCUCUUUAAUAUAAGUUAGAAUCGUAUAUUUUUGUAAUAAUAGUUAAGGAAGCAUUUUUAGUUUGUAGUACAUUGUACAUUAGCCAGCAUCUGAAUGUAAUUUAUGUGUAGUAAUAAACAUUUAAUGUACA